Molecule: messenger RNA, 507 nt
Organism: Prunus armeniaca (apricot)
Lineage: Eukaryota; Viridiplantae; Streptophyta; Magnoliopsida; Rosales; Rosaceae
Source: the annotation of a GenBank genome assembly
AUGAACCCAAAGAAAUGCGCAUUCGGAGUCUCAUCUGGCAAGUUCCUGGGCUUUCAGGUACACCUGCGUGGUAUAGAUGUGGAUUCUGAGAAAACCAAAGCCAUAUGCUCUCUUGCACCACCUAAGAAUCCAAAGGAGUUGAAAAGUUUUAUGGGAAGAUUGUCAUACAUUCGGCGUUUUAUUCCAGGCCUUGCUGCCAUGAUAAGUGUUUUCACUCCUCUACUCAAAAAGGGGAAGCCAUAUGUAUGGAGACAGGAAUGCCAAAAAGCUUACCAACAUGUACAACAACUGAUCACCAAGCUAUCCACAAUGAGGGCACCUAUUCCGGGACUUUCACUCAAGCUUUACUUAGCUGCGACGAAUGCUGCGGUUGGAGCUUUGCUUGCCCAGGAUAGCCAUAACGGGGAGGAAAGUCCCAUUUAUUAUGUAAGCCGACGACUAAGAGGAGCUAAAGCAAGGUACCCAAAAACGAAACUUUUAUGCCUUGCUCUUGUCUAUGCUGCGUAG